Molecule: messenger RNA, 2242 nt
Organism: Cladophialophora immunda
Lineage: Eukaryota; Fungi; Ascomycota; Eurotiomycetes; Chaetothyriales; Herpotrichiellaceae
Exons: 1
Coding region: 830-1990 (386 amino acids)
Source: RefSeq, a predicted model, not a curated record
CGGGCAUGCAAAUCCUGGACAAGUGCCAAAGCAUCAUCGUCGUCGUCAACAUCAUUCGAUUGCUGUAAAAUAAAGUUGUCCGAUUGCCAUCUUGGAGGGCUCUCCCCUACACGUACUUGUACACACCCUCACCCACCACUGCAAGACUCCUUCGAAUCAAUCGAGUCUCGCUGCAAGGCUGCUGCCCUCCAUCAGUAUCAACUCCGUCAACAUACGUCCAAUUGAUUCGCGCGCGGACUUGUCGCCAGAGUAACCCUCUCACGCCUCUUCCGCCGAGUCUCCUGUCAGUUGGUACCAUUGGUCCGCAACUGCGACUGUACAUUCCUCAGGACUCAAUUAUAGCAGUGAUUGCCUCCAGCUCUUCUCCGCCUCGACACGACGAGGGGCUAGCGAUACGAGGUCCAAGGGCGCGCGAGACGUGUUACAAAGGCAUCGGCUACCCAGACCAUUUUGAUUCAAAUUUCCAAACCGCCCUCCUGGCCCCCCCGUUUCCCGUCUUUCGUCACUCACUCCUCGAGCCUUGGGUUUACAAUCACCUCGACUUCUCCCUCUUACCACGGUCACCGUCACUGCCACUGCCACUACCUGGUUUUGGGUCAAUCUGGUUACAAACCAAUUCAUUACUACCUCAUUGCGGCGGAUCUGGUGUGCCGGCCAAUAACCCAGACGCAAGGACCAGAAAAAACCGACUUGCAGCCAGCCGAAGUCUCCACUACCAAACCAGCACUUGGACUGCACCAAAGACCGAUUUACAACCUUCGGCCUCAAUUCUCCAUUCUCCAUUCUACUUCUUUGCUCUCUUGAGCCUUGCCAGUCCCUGGGAAAACCGAUGAGCGUCUUGACAGUAGCUGGGACAAACAUCCCAGAUCCCACGCUCUCCUACCCUUACUCACAUUCUCCCGCCCCCAUUUCCUCGUUGCCUCCUCAUCCCGCGCCCUCGGUGGCUGACGGCGCCUUCACUCGACCACAGCGAAAAUCCUACAUUACGACAACAACCACUCCCAUAGCGCCGGCGCGAACGAUUAGCAAUCACCACCACUCGCGGACUGUUUCUUCCAACACUCUCCCUCCCUCCAAUUCUUUUGUGACCAGCGCCACUUCGUCCUCUGGCACUGGCCAUUCUCGCAUUCCCUCCACCUCUUCACAUUCGCGCCAAUCCUCCACCUCGAAUACUGCUAUGAGCAUGCACAGACAGGCCACGACCUCUUCGGCCGCCAGCGUGCCACGCCGCUCCACCUCUGGCCGCUCGACGGCCACAAACAGCCCCACAUCCUACGUAGCCUUAAUGCGGAAACAAAAGGCAACCGUGUGGUGCGAUCGAGCCCAAAACAUUGACCCACGGCUCGCUGCCGCCCAAAAAGCAGCAAAACACCGCGCUACACUUGAAGUUCAAGGAGUCGGCCAAGGGGGACGGACAAGCACCAUCUCCUCCGGUGGCGUGGUUGGCAAGAUCCGACAUGGCGGUGUCCCGAAAGCGCCCGGUUAUGUUCCGGCGAAUCUAACGGGCGCGUCUGUGCCUGUACGAUUGAGUGCCAACGAGGCGUUGGGCGACGAGGAAGAGGAAGGGAGAAGCUUAACCGGUGACAAUAGCAUGGUACAUGCCCGAACCGGGAGCGGGAGAAGCAGUACCAACAGCGCCAAAUACCGAAGCGGCUACCCACGUCCGGAUCAAGGACGAUUUAGCAGUACGAGCACACCGCCGAGCGAAGGGUCGCCAGGGCAAGGCAUUCCUGAAGACACAGAAACCGCCGAAGGCCCGAAACACGACUAUUUCAUCCACAGCGACAAAUCUACACCCGGCGGCCGGGAGAGCGAAGACUCAUUCGGCGAGUUGAAGGAGCUUUCUGGGCCAAGUGCUGUGCAACGGGCACUGGAGCAAGCGAAGAAAGUCGAGGACCUGCGGAGAAGAGGGAGUGUGGAUGAGCGGACGAUGAGCAUGGGUCAGCCGGGGGUGAGGCUUUUUGUGGCGAAUCCAGAUCUCGACGAUUAAUAUCCGGUUAUGUUUUGACGGUUUACUACGCAUCUUCUACUUGGGCCGGCCCUUUUUAUUCUUCUAGCUUGGGCAGGCAUUCUUGGGAUUUCGCUUUUGGACACAUAUGAAGGGGAACCAGACUUCGAAGUUGGUGACGAUGAGGAAUGCAAGCUACGACGAGGACAUGGAGAGGCAUGGCCAUGGAACUGCAAUGCGGCAUUUUCCUUACGAUAAUGAGAGAGCUUGGACUUAGCUAAUUGUUUGGGGGGG